CUCCCACCACCAUUGCAACCAACCGAUGACGUCAGAGGAGCGACAUCUUAGUUUCUCUCAUCUUUAAACGGCGACCAUUGAAUACACACCGUGUAUCUCUUUCUCUGUGUUGUACCAUAAGAAAGGAGGAUUGUUUCAUAAUGAAGCCUGUCGGUUUUGUUGGAUUGUGGCUCCUAGCCGUUGUCAGCAUUCAGGCUGUGGUUGUCAACAUGGACAUGAAUGCCAGAAAAUUUGAGCCGAUGGUGGCCUUCCUCUGCAACAAACCUUCCAUGCACCGAACACCAAAUGGCUGGCAAGCUGAUACUGACAACGGCAAAAGCUGUCUUAGCAGUCCUGUUCAAAUACUUUCAUAUUGUAAAACUUUAUACCCUGACCAUGAAGUGACCAACGUCCUGCAAGCAAGCUACAAAGUGACCAUUCCAAACUGGUGCCGUUUCAAUGCCACUCACUGCCACAAACACGGCAACCACACAGUCAGACCAUUCCGUUGUUUAGUCGGACCAUUCCAAAGUGAUGCCUUGCUGGUGCCAGAACACUGCAUCUUUGACCACUACCAUGAUUCUCGUGUCUGCAACGAGUUUGACGAGUGCAACAAGACCGCCAUGAGCAAGUGUGCCCUGCGUCAGAUGACCACACAAAGUUUCGCCAUGCUUUGGCCAUGCAAAGAACCCGGACAUUUCAGUGGUGUGGAGUUUGUUUGCUGUCCUAAAGAACAUAGUUCCGAUAUGGACGAAGAUGUUGAAACCACUCCCUCAACCCCUGCCAGCAUCAAGAAACCCGAGAGCUCCCUAAACGACUACACUGCCUACCUGAAGGGUGACUCCCAGUAUCUGGGCAAAUACAGUAACGAACACGAGAAAUUCAAGGCUGCUGAAAAAGUGAUGCAACAGGUGGAGGUGGAGAGGAACACCAAGAUGAUGAAAGAAUGGAAGAAUGCCCGUGAACGUGUCCGUGAAAUGAAGAAAACUGACCCCAAACAGGCUAUGCAACUGAACAAGGAACUUACAGAGCGCUACAACAAGAUUUACAAGGCAUACGGACAAGAGACCAUCCUUGAGAAGAAACAACUCAUUGCUAUUCACCAACAACGUGUGCAGAGUAACAUCAAUGUAAAGAAGAGGAACCUAAUGAAAGCCCUUCAGUCUUACCUGGAUGAAUCCCCUCUGAAGGUCCGCAGGAUUGAGAAGACUGCUAUCGCCUACAUCAGAGUGGAACAGAAGGACCGCACCCAUGCCAUCAAACACUACCAACACUUGCACGACACUGAUCCAAAGGAAGCAAGCAACAUCCGAGAGCGUGUCAUUGAACACUUGAACCUCAUUGAUGAACGAAUCCGUCGUAUGAUUGAUUGGCUCAAGAGAGACUCUGAAGUCGACCGUCAGGUACGACCCAAAGUUGAACAAUUUUUGGCUAAAUUCCAAGGAAUUAAUGCUAACUCCAUGAAGUACCUCCUUCAUGAAGACCCUGCUCCAGAAGAGACCCCUGCUGAAAAUGAGAAAUCCGAGGAUUAUUCUGAUGACGACGAUGAUGAUGAUGACGAAGCUGUGACUGAGAUUGACGACAAGGUUAAACCAACCAAAGCUGAACCAGACGAGCCAGAAGAACAACAGCAGGAACAACAACCAGAACAACAACAACCAUCACAGCAGCAGCAGCAGCAGCUGUUGGAGGAGAGACCUCCCAUCUUUGACUCUGAGUCCAUAGAAGAUGAACGUCCUACUUAUAUUGAACAUGCAGCGCAUGAACAUGUUCAGCAAAAUCGUCCCAAGUACCACGCUCACUCUGGUCAGCAACCAUUCAUCGCUGAGCAGGUUUCUCUUGACCACCUGUACAACAACAGCCCAGCCAACAGCGUGGUUGGCAUUGCCAUUGGCGGUGUGGCCAUGCAAAAUCAAAGGUUAGUGACAUUGUUCAUCUGUUUCCAUUUCUCACUCUUUGGCUAA
Molecule: messenger RNA, 1943 nt
Organism: Octopus bimaculoides (California two-spot octopus)
Lineage: Eukaryota; Metazoa; Mollusca; Cephalopoda; Octopoda; Octopodidae
Product: amyloid-beta precursor-like protein
Biological process (GO): axonogenesis; central nervous system development
Cellular component (GO): membrane
Molecular function (GO): transition metal ion binding; heparin binding
Source: RefSeq, a predicted model, not a curated record